CGAAACAAUAACAGUUGCUGGUGACUUUCUAUCCGAAACCUUCGCCGGCAACUUGAGCCUCCGGGCGCGUAUCUGUAGCGCGUAAAAAGCGUUCCGCGUACAUCGGGCGGGGAAGAACAACGCGCUGCACUUUUAAUCAGAUUAGAAGCCUUUAAUUUCCAACCCUGCUUUUUCUUGCGCUUGUGUUGCCUACAGUAGCGGCGCAGGAGUGGCCCCAGCCAAAAGCAGCGAUUCAGAUCAGAUUUCACCUCAACCAGCUGGGAGAGACACGGAGAGAGAGAGAGAGGGGGAGAGAGAGAGAGAGAGAGAGAGAGAGGGGGAGAGAGAGAGAGAGAGAGAGAGAGAGAGAGACGGAGAGAGAGAGAGAGAGAGAGAGAGAGAGAGAGAGAGACAGAGAGAGAGAGAGAGAGAGAGAGCUGGGAGAGGGUUUGUCAGUCUCCCUCCCUCCCAAAUCCAGAAAAGCUUACCAAGGAGGAAGGAGGAGUGCCGGGGCUGAGAGAGACGCAGAGGAAUCCAGAGGAAUUUCCGAGGAUAUUUUUCAUUUUUUUUACGCUUCUUGAUAUUUAAAUUAAAUAAUAACAAUAAUAAAAAAAGUUGGAGGCGAAGGCAGCGGGGACCGCGAUCGAGGAUGGACGAGCAGCCGCGGUUGAUGCACUCCCACGGGGUAGGCAUGGCCGGACACCCCGGCCUGGCGCAGCAUAUGCAGGAUGGCACGGCGGGGACGGACGGGGACGGAAGGAAGCAGGACAUCGGAGACAUAUUACAGCAAAUCAUGACUAUCACAGACCAAAGCUUAGACGAAGCGCAGGCGAGGAAACAUGCACUGAACUGCCACAGAAUGAAACCUGCCCUCUUCAACGUCUUGUGUGAAAUCAAGGAGAAAACAGUGCUCAGUAUCCGAGGCGCCCAGGAGGAGGAGCCUCCAGAUCCACAGCUGAUGCGACUGGACAACAUGCUGCUGGCGGAGGGCGUGGCCGGCCCGGAGAAAGGGGGCGGGGCGGCAGCCGCAGCAGCAGCCGCCGCGGCCGCUGGGGGCGUCGGCGCCGACAACUCAGCAGAACACUCCGACUAUCGGGCCAAGCUGUCGCAGAUCCGACAAAUUUACCACACAGAGCUGGAGAAGUACGAACAGGCGUGCAAUGAGUUCACCACCCAUGUGAUGAACCUGCUGAGGGAGCAGUCUCGAACACGACCCAUCUCGCCCAAAGAGAUCGAGCGCAUGGUCAGCAUCAUCCACCGCAAGUUCAGCUCCAUCCAGAUGCAGCUGAAGCAGAGCACCUGCGAGGCUGUCAUGAUCCUGCGCUCACGCUUCCUCGAUGCCAGACGAAAGAGGAGGAACUUCAACAAACAGGCCACAGAGGUCCUGAAUGAGUACUUCUACUCCCAUCUCAGUAACCCCUACCCCAGCGAGGAGGCCAAAGAGGAACUGGCAAAGAAAUGCAGCAUCACAGUGUCACAGGUGUCGAACUGGUUCGGGAACAAGAGAAUCCGAUACAAGAAAAACAUCGGCAAAUUCCAGGAAGAGGCCAACAUGUACGCAGCCAGGACCGCGGUCAGCGCCACCAGUGUGUCUGCCCAGGGCAGCCAGGCAAACUCGCCAUCAACUCCCAACUCAGCAGGUUCUGCUGGCUCUUUUAACAUGUCAAACUCCGGAGACUUGUUCAUGAGUGUGCAGUCCCUCAAUGGGGACUCGUACCAAGGGGGGCAGGUUGGGGCCAACAUACAAUCCCAGGUGGAUACCCUUCGCCAUGUUAUCAGCCAGACCGGCGGAUACAGUGACAGCCUCGCAGCCAGCCAGAUGUACAGUCCACAGGGCAUCAACACAAACGGCGGCUGGCAAGAUGCUCCGACUCCUUCGUCAGUGACAUCGCCCACAGAAGGACCCGGGAGCGUUCAUUCGGAUACUUCCAACUGAAUAUAUCCAUCUCCACAGCUCAUCCACGAGAAAAAAAACAACAAACAUGGACUGACCUUGCUAUUCACAGUGUUAAACAAAGGAAUUCACAUCUCAAUGUUUGGAGAGUUGCUGUGAAAACCUGAAACAAAACAAAUAAUAUUUCCUCUGCUUAGAACGUUGGACAUUUGGGAUACAAACAAAAAAAGUUUCACAAUAAAAACGAAAACAAUGCCGCAGACAACGGAGACAUUUGUACAGAUUUCACAUUAUAUUCAGAGGGCUGGGGUUACGUCUUCACUCGUAAUGUUUUCAUUAUGAUGAAAUGAUAUGAUUAAGUAAUGAAAAUCGAAUCAUUGAUUUUAACUGAAAAUACUUCAUUCUACCUCUCAGCCACUUAAAAAAAAAAAAAAAAAAAAAAAGGAGAAAAAAUUGUCAGUGACCAUUAUUUGUUUUGUAAAAAUGAAACUUUUGUCUUUGCAAGCAAGAGGCACAUCUUCUUACUUACAUUUUGUUGUCUCUCACCUAUUCUAUGGUACGCCAUUUAGACUUAAAUAUUGCUCAGUUGUUUACAAUGUGUGCUUGAUUAAAAAAAAGUAUGUUCAUCUUCCCCUCUGUCUCCGACGAGUCAAAGCAGACAUCUUACCUCUAAGGUAACCCUGUGAAGUAUGUUAUCUGUAAAACAAUAAAGAAAUACUUGUCAUCAAUC
Molecule: messenger RNA, 2603 nt
Organism: Pleuronectes platessa (European plaice)
Lineage: Eukaryota; Metazoa; Chordata; Actinopteri; Pleuronectiformes; Pleuronectidae
Gene: pbx1a
Product: pre-B-cell leukemia homeobox 1a
Exons: 9
Coding region: 629-1915 (428 amino acids)
Biological process (GO): animal organ morphogenesis; brain development; regulation of transcription by RNA polymerase II
Cellular component (GO): nucleus
Molecular function (GO): RNA polymerase II cis-regulatory region sequence-specific DNA binding; DNA-binding transcription factor activity, RNA polymerase II-specific
Source: RefSeq, a predicted model, not a curated record